Molecule: messenger RNA, 1221 nt
Organism: Empidonax traillii (willow flycatcher)
Lineage: Eukaryota; Metazoa; Chordata; Aves; Passeriformes; Tyrannidae
Product: potassium voltage-gated channel subfamily A member 2
Exons: 2
Coding region: 151-1221 (356 amino acids)
Biological process (GO): potassium ion transmembrane transport; protein homooligomerization
Cellular component (GO): axon terminus; dendrite; membrane
Molecular function (GO): protein binding; delayed rectifier potassium channel activity
Source: RefSeq, a predicted model, not a curated record
UUUGAUAUCUCAUCCCUUCGCCUUUUCAUGAGACUCUUCCAACCCUACAUACCUGUCCUUCUGCAGGAUAGUAGCCCUGCCCUGAACCUGAUCCCACCACUGGGCCCUGGGAAGAGCUUAGCACAAGGAUUGCUUUGAAAAACCCCCAAUAUGACAGUUGCCACUGGAGAUCCUGCAGAUGAAGCUGCAGCUCUUCCCGGUCACCCGCAGGACACGUACAACCCCGAGACCGACCAUGAGUGCUGCGAGAGGGUGGUCAUCAACAUCUCGGGGUUGCGCUUCGAGACGCAGCUCAAGACGCUCGCCCAGUUCCCAGAGACCUUACUAGGGGAUCCUAAAAAGAGGAUGAGAUAUUUCGACCCUCUCCGGAACGAGUACUUCUUUGACCGGAACAGACCCAGUUUCGACGCGAUUUUGUACUAUUACCAGUCCGGUGGGAGGUUGAGGAGGCCGGUUAAUGUGCCCUUAGACAUCUUCUCGGAAGAGAUUCGAUUCUACGAACUGGGGGAAGAGGCGAUGGAGAUGUUCCGAGAGGAUGAGGGCUACAUCAAAGAGGAGGAGAGGCCGUUGCCCGAGAACGAGUUCCAGAGACAAGUGUGGUUGCUCUUCGAGUACCCCGAGAGCUCGGGCCCUGCCAGGAUUAUAGCUAUUGUCUCCGUCAUGGUGAUUUUAAUCUCCAUCGUCAGCUUCUGCCUGGAAACAUUGCCCAUUUUUCGGGAUGAGAACGAAGACAUGCACGGCAGCGGGCUGAGCCACCUCCCCUAUUCCAACAGCAGCAUGGGCUACCAGCAGUCCACCUCCUUCACAGACCCCUUCUUCAUCGUGGAGACACUUUGCAUCAUCUGGUUCUCCUUCGAGUUCCUGGUGAGGUUUUUCGCCUGCCCCAGCAAGGCUGGGUUUUUUACCAACAUCAUGAACAUUAUAGACAUCGUAGCCAUCAUCCCCUAUUUCAUCACCCUGGGGACGGAGCUGGCCGAGAAGCCGGAGGAUGGCCAGCAAGGCCAGCAAGCCAUGUCCUUGGCCAUCCUCCGAGUCAUCCGCUUGGUGCGGGUCUUCAGGAUCUUCAAGCUCUCCCGGCACUCCAAGGGGCUGCAGAUCCUCGGGCAGACUCUCAAGGCCAGCAUGCGGGAGCUGGGCCUCUUGAUAUUCUUCCUCUUCAUCGGCGUCAUCCUCUUCUCCAGCGCCGUCUACUUCGCCGAGGGAAAGCCAAGGAAAAGUUGA